AUGUCUAAAAGUAAAAUCUAUAGUUACAAUCUCUCCUUCGAUGUAGUGCAAGCUGCCUCGUCCUUCUUAGCUUGUGGAAUUUGUACUUUGUCCUUUGUGUUUUUGGGCAUUCCAAUUGGUAUUAAUCUGAGGAGAAAGAAAGUGUGGAAACCGAUAUUGGAAAAAUUGAGAACGAGAUUGUUGGAUUGGCAUAAUAGAAAUAUUUCUAUGGGUGGUAGGGUGGCCCUGUUAAAUGUUACUUUAGAAAAUAUUUUGAUUUUUCUCUUCUCUUUUCAUAAAGCUCCAAAGUGCAUUAUAAAGGAGAUUAUAAUCAUUCAAAAAUCGUUUCUUUCAGGUGGUUUGGAGGAUGUCAAGAAAAUAAGUUGGUUAAAAUGGUCCAAAGUGUGUUUAUCAAAGAAAAAGUUAUGGCUUGGAGUUAAACAUUAUGGGAUUUUCAACUUGGCUCUUCUUAGCAAGUGA
This is a messenger RNA of Vicia villosa (hairy vetch), 459 nucleotides long. RefSeq lists its product as uncharacterized. Lineage: Eukaryota; Viridiplantae; Streptophyta; Magnoliopsida; Fabales; Fabaceae. The coding region runs from base 1 to 459 and encodes 152 amino acids. The record is from RefSeq and is a predicted model, not a curated record. The transcript has a single exon.